AUGGUGGUUUUGAGGCAUUGGUUGUUUUGUCUCUUUUUGGUGCUGAACGUUGCCUCUCUGUGUGUAGUGGCUGAGGUUAAAGCUGCAGAUGUGCCUUCUUCUCUUGAAAACCUUGUUUUUCCUGUUGUUGGUCAGGGUCCAUCUGGUGGUCAGGAUCCAGCAUUAAGAUUAAAAACCACACAUGGUGAUGGUAUUGGUCCUGGCAUAGAUAAUCCCGAAGAAGGUGGCGCUGUUAUUGAACGUGCGAAGCCUCUAGAGAACCCCAAAGUGGAUGUGAAAACCCCUGAGGUCGAGAAAAAUGGAAAGGAGAAGAAAGAGAAAACUGAAAAGCAUGACGGAGGUCAACAAGAUAGAGAGAAUCCUGAGAAUGAUAUUCACGCUGACAUAAGGGAGAGCAAUCCGGCACAACCGUCUGAUUUGCGAAUCACUUCGUCUUCUUCUGAAGUUUCUUCUUCAGCUGUUGUAACUUCUACAGCACAUAAUGAACAACUCACACGUGUUGAUGGAACAUUAACACAACCGAGUAAGAGUGGUACUCCCGCAGAGGAUGGCAGUGAUCAGAGAGAUGAUGUUCAAGGUGAAGUCAAACAGAACAGCAAAGACGACCAGAUGGAGGGAACUGAAAAUGAAGCACAAUCCAAUUCUUCUAAUGUGCACAGUACAGGGGGUACUGAACCUCAGGAGACCAGUGACUCGCAGGAACCAGCACCUUCUUCACAGGAACCUCAAUCAAACAACGGUAAAGGUGAAAACAGUAACGCAGCGAACACGAGUUCUGACCCCAACACACCCAGCAAUGAAGAAUCAACCACCACAACAACAACAACAACAAUUCCUCCUGAACUCACAAACAACAAGAAGGGUGAUGCAGACAGCAGCAGCAGUAUCAGCAGUUCUGUGUGGGUGCGUGUACCACUACUGAUUGUGGUUACACUGGCCUGUAUUCUUGUGUGCUGA
This is a messenger RNA of Trypanosoma theileri, 957 nucleotides long. RefSeq lists its product as uncharacterized. The transcript has a single exon. Bases 1 to 957 code for a protein of 318 amino acids. NCBI's taxonomy places the organism in Eukaryota, Euglenozoa, Kinetoplastea, Trypanosomatida, Trypanosomatidae. The record is from RefSeq and is a predicted model, not a curated record.